Messenger RNA from Monoraphidium neglectum, 1350 nucleotides. RefSeq lists its product as hypothetical. Bases 1 to 1350 code for a protein of 449 amino acids. The record is from RefSeq and is a predicted model, not a curated record. The transcript is spliced from 4 exons. Lineage: Eukaryota; Viridiplantae; Chlorophyta; Chlorophyceae; Sphaeropleales; Selenastraceae.
AUGUCAGGGGAGGAUGAUCUGGCAAGGAAGCUCCUGCCCCUCGGCGCUUUUGCUGGAGCCGCAGCAGAUGCAGAUCUGCGCCAGCCGAGCGGCAGCAGCUGGGCAAGCAGCUUCAGCACGGGCACGGGCGCCGCCCCGCCCGCAGCGGCGCUCGCCGGCCGCAGCAGCGACAGCUUGAUGGGAUCCAGCCCCCCACAGGCGCUGUCGCUUGCCGCGCUGUCGAGCCUCCUGACACGUACCACCAGUGGACCCGCAGAGGAGAAGCUGCUGAUGCAGCUGCAGCAACAGCUGGAAGCGAUAGCGGGCAGCGGCGGCGCUGCCGGCGCCGCGGCCAUGUUCGAGGGCACGGCCGCCGCCUCUGCACUGCCGGCGCUGGGCCUGCGUGGCCCUGGGCUGCCGGCGCAUCUGCAACCAGGCGGCGCUGCCCCGCUGCAGGUGCUGCUUGGCGGAGGUCGUGGCGACGAGGGCGGCGGCGGCAGCAGCGGGCUGCAGCCGCUGCACGCAUUCCUCUCCGCGGCAGGCCGCGUGACCGCGGCCGCGAGCGCAGCCACGCACGCGGCAGCCAGGGGCGGCGACGAGGCCGCCAGCACGCCGCAGCGCUUGGAGCGGUCAGGCCGCAGCGACGCCUCGACCUCGGCCGCCGCCGCCGCGUCAAUCACAGGAGGCGCGCCGGCCGCCGCGGCGGCGGCGCGCGGCGAGGCGCAGGGCGAGAGCGGCGGCGGCGCCGCCCCCGUCGGUGGUGCGGAGGACGAGGCGCCGCCACUGGUGCGGGAGCUAGGGGUGAGCCUGGAGUCUAUGGAGCGGCUGUUCACGGCGGAUACACAGCAGGAGUUCAAGCAGCCGGUGUGGAUGGUCGUCAACCUGCAGAGCAAGAUUAAGGGUAGCUACACCGCAGACAAAAUGAUGGAGUUCUGCAAGAGGGGCACCCUCUCGGGCCGCCAGCUGGUGCUGGGCAUUGACCGGGACCUGCCUUACCUCCUGCGGCAGGACCUGGGGUUUUACACGGCCCUGGGCCAGCUGGCCCUGGAUGUUCACGCGGGCGGCCGCUACAUCCCCCUCUCCGCGGCCCUCGCCCGCGACCCCAGCAGCUGGGUCCACGUGGCUCCCCCUUCGCCUGCCGGCGCUGACGGCAGCGUCGGCGUCGGCAGGGCAGCGGGGGCCCCGGGCGGCGGGGCGAGGGGGGGAGCGGGCGCGGGCGAAGACGCGGCGCUGAGAGGCGCGCUCGAGCGCCUGUUCACGCCGGCGGAGGCUGCGGGCGCGCGGCAGCCGACGUGGCUCUACGUGAACCACCUGGGAGGGGAAAAGGAGUGCGGGACGCAGCUUCGCCUUCCUCGCCCACCCACCCUCUAA